Messenger RNA from Ostrea edulis (European flat oyster), 1143 nucleotides. RefSeq lists its product as uncharacterized. The transcript has a single exon. The record is from RefSeq and is a predicted model, not a curated record. The coding region runs from base 1 to 1143 and encodes 380 amino acids. Lineage: Eukaryota; Metazoa; Mollusca; Bivalvia; Ostreida; Ostreidae. Gene Ontology annotation, molecular function: protein binding.
AUGAAAAAUGAAAUAGAAGAGAUGAAAAUCAAACACCUGGAAAUUCUGAAGAAACAUUUGGAUGAAAUUAAGCAGAUACAGUCCCUUAUUGAGCAAUCACUGAUUACUUUGAAUAAAAUGGAGGAAUCCAAUGAAGUGUCUGUGACCAUGGAAUACAGAUCCCAAAACAAAGAAUUCAGAAAACUUCCUCCCAAACUCCGAGUCUCACUGCCUACAUUUAGUCCAAACACGAUAGACAGAGAACAGCUUUACAAGUCACUGGGAUCUUUGAUACCAUUAUCAUUUACAACAGAUGUAAAUGGCUACACGGUGAAGAAAGCUGAAACCUCACCCAAAGAACUGAUGGGUGAACCAGAGCUUGUCACUACAAUAAAUACUGGGUAUGAAGAUCUCCGCAGUGUUACCUGUCUGAGAGAAGAAGAAUUCUGGACAAGUGGAAAAGUCAGUGAUAUGAAAUGCUUUAAUGUUCAAGGUACAGUUAUUAAUACAAUCAAAACAAAAUCAGUGGAACAGCCAAAUGAUAUAGCAGUGACAAGUGAUGGGGAUCUAGUGUACGCUAGUGGGACUGUGAAUAAAGUGAAGAGUGGACAGACAGAGGAGGUGAUCAGAUUACAGGGCUGGAUACCUAACAAUCUCUGUGUCACCUCCUCUGGUGAUCUCCUGGUUACCAUGCACAGUGAUGAUGAAACACAAUCCAAAGUUGUCCGUUACUCGGGUUCCACAGAGAAACAAACAAUCCAGUAUGAUGAUGAGGGUAAGCCUCUAUAUUCAGGAAAUAAUUACACUAAAUACAUCAGCGAGAACAGAAACCUGGAUAUCUGUGUGGCUUACUGGGGAGCUGGUGCAGUAGUGGUGGUCAACCAGGCUGGAAAACUUCGAUUUAGAUACACUUGUCAUUCUUCUUCUACCAAAUACAAAGCAUUCAAACCCUGGGGAAUUACAACAGACAGUCAGAGUCAGAUCCUGACAACAAACUGUGGUAACCACUGUAUUCACAUCCUGGACCAGAAUGGACAGUUCCUCUGCUAUAUAGAUAACUGUGAUCUGAAGUGUCCCUGGGGUUUAUGUGCGGACAAAAGUGACAAGUUGUUUGUUGCUGAGAAUUAUAGUGGAAAUGUGAAGAAAAUCAAAUAUCUACAAUAA